Nannospalax galili (Upper Galilee mountains blind mole rat) is the source of this 2091-nucleotide messenger RNA. RefSeq names its product UDP-GlcNAc:betaGal beta-1,3-N-acetylglucosaminyltransferase 3 (gene B3gnt3). The transcript has 5 exons. The record is from RefSeq and is a predicted model, not a curated record. Gene Ontology annotation, molecular function: N-acetyllactosaminide beta-1,3-N-acetylglucosaminyltransferase activity. Bases 429 to 1550 code for a protein of 373 amino acids. Gene Ontology annotation, cellular component: membrane. NCBI's taxonomy places the organism in Eukaryota, Metazoa, Chordata, Mammalia, Rodentia, Spalacidae.
GCCGGAGGAAGGGGAAAGUACAGCGAGGUCGAGGUCGGGAGGAGGGUGGAGGGGGCAGGAAACCGCCAGGCAAGGGCGGGGCGGUUGUCCAGGUGGAAAGCGUGCUCCUGCUCCGGGACUGCCUCGCAUCUGAGCCGGUGGACAGGAGGUGUGUCAAGCCGACAACCGAAGCUGCCGCCUGCCCAGCUGCUGUGGCCACAGUGGCUCAGCACCCCUCACAAGCCCUGGCAUCGGAGUGGGAGUCCAGCCCCUCUAGCGCAGGCACUGGCCAGGACAAGCCUGAAGCUCCAUCUAGCAGGCCCAAUGUGAAUCAUGUGGGUGUCUUGGCAGAGUAAGAAGAUGUUGACUGCAUUAAUGGAGGCCUAGCAGACAGUGAGGGAGGAUUCCCGCGGGACCGUGUCUGAAGUAGGGGCCCCAGACCAGCCAAGAUGCGCCUCUUCCGGCCGCUGCGACCCGACCUGAGCCUCUUUCUGGCAGCGGGCGCACUCAUCCUCCUGUUUCUCUUUGUUGUACGCGUGUCGCCCCCCGGCUGCCCAGCUCCGGAGCGACCCCUAGAAAUCCUCGAGGUCCCCACAUGGCCCGUGCCCCGUGUGCACCCGCCACCGGCCCCAUGCCGGGCCAACUUCUCUGUGGCCGCGCACCCCGACUUUGCGGAGAUGCCUGAGCGCGUGCGUGACUUCCUGCUCUACAAACACUGCCGGAACUUCCGGCUGCUGCAGGACCCUCCCCCCGACAAGUGUGCGGGCUCGGUAUUCCUCCUGCUGGCCAUCAAAUCCUCUCCCCGGAACUACGAGCGACGCGAAGUGGUGCGCAACACGUGGGGCCGCGAGCGGCAGGUGCGGGGGGCCCGGCUGCGGCGCAUCUUCCUGGUGGGCACCGACGGAGACCCACACCAGGCUUUCAAGGUCAACCGGCUGCUGGAGCUGGAGGCGAAGACAUACGGGGACAUCCUUCAAUGGGAUUUCCAGGACUCCUUCUUCAACCUCACCCUUAAGCAGGUCCUUUUCCUGAGCUGGCAGGAGAGUCGGUGCACCAACGCCAGCUUUGUGCUCAACGGGGACGAUGAUGUGUUUGCACACACAAACAACAUGGUCACCUUCCUGCAAGGCCACGACCCUGACCACCACCUCUUCGUGGGCCACCUCAUCCAGAACGUGGGCCCCAUCCGUGUGCCCUGGAGCAAGUACUACGUGCCCAAGUUGGUGACCGCCAACGAGCGCUACCCGCCCUACUGUGGCGGCGGCGGUUUCCUGCUUUCCCGGUUUACCGCUGCCGCCCUGCGCCACGCUGCGCCCACCCUGGACAUCUUCCCAAUCGACGACGUCUUCCUGGGCAUGUGCCUGCAGCAGCAGGGGCUGGCCCCAGCCUCCCACAGUGGAGUGCGCACAGCAGGGGUGCAGUCGCCCACCAAGCGCCUGUCCUCCUUUGACCCCUGCUUCUACCGAGAGCUGCUGCUGGUGCACCGCUUCCAGCCGUUCGAGAUGCUUCUCAUGUGGGAUGCGCUGAGCCGACCUAACCUCACCUGUGGACAGCAGGGCCGCGUCUACUGAGGCCUGACGGUCAGCAUCCCCUGGCUCCUGGCCUCCAGAUCAUGGGAAUUCCUGCAGAUCCUUCAAAGUCUACUUGGUACUUAGGUCACACUGGGCUGUCUAGAUUCACCUAAAGGAAACGGAAUAGCACCACACCAGCCUGCAGCAGCUGUCCGGGAGCCCAGCUUGGCUGUGUGUUUGUUGGGGGAGGUCAGCUCAGCCUCUGGGGAGCCAGCUCAGCAUGGGGGUUUCAGCUUGGAGCCUGGGUGCUGCUGGUCAGCCAGGCCUUAAGAGCUGGAGCUCUGCCCAGAGUUCAAGGCCUGCCUGGGAACUCUUGAAUCCUUGUACAGCUCAGCAAAAAGAGUUUUACCCUUGAGCCCCUGUGGGUGGUGAGAGGGGCCACCAUAGGCAUGGACUGGGCCUCUGCCCUUCCUCAGGUUCUGUGACCAAGGCCAGAGCCUCCCAGACUUCGGAGCUCAGAGAUCUUGGCGUUCCCAGCAAGACUCAGAUCAGUCUCACACUGUCGUCAUCGUCGUAGUCCCGUGCCGCCCCCCCCCCCCCC